Trichechus manatus latirostris (Florida manatee) is the source of this 1190-nucleotide messenger RNA. RefSeq names its product KLF transcription factor 1 (gene KLF1). Gene Ontology annotation, biological process: regulation of transcription by RNA polymerase II. Gene Ontology annotation, molecular function: DNA-binding transcription factor activity, RNA polymerase II-specific; RNA polymerase II cis-regulatory region sequence-specific DNA binding. Bases 1 to 1089 code for a protein of 362 amino acids. The record is from RefSeq and is a predicted model, not a curated record. The transcript has 3 exons. Lineage: Eukaryota; Metazoa; Chordata; Mammalia; Sirenia; Trichechidae.
AUGGCCGCAGCCGAGAUGGCCUUACCCUCCAUCAGCACACUCUCCGCCCUGGGCCCCUUCCCGGACACACAGGAGGACUUCCUCAAGUGGUGGCGCUCCGACGAGGAGCAGGACCUGGGCCCGGGGCCCCCUGGCCCCACAGGGCUGCCCCUCAACGUGAAGCCGGGGUCUGAAGACGUGCCCAAGGAGGACGAGGACGACCAGAGGGACGAGGCUGUCGCCUGGGACCUGGAUCUCCUCCUCACCAACUUCCCUGGCCCGGAGCCAAGCGGCGAGGCCAGGACCAGCGUUCUGGCUCCAGGCGAUGGCCCGGGGGAGCAAUACUCGCUGCCGCCUGAGACUCUGGGCGCGUACGCCAGCAGCCAGGGGCUCGUGACUGGGCUCUUGGGUCCAGAGGAGCACCCGGGCUGGGCGCGCCCGGCCCCCCGACCCCAGGCCCCCGACGCCUUCGUGGGCCCAACCCUGGCCCCGACUCCCGAACCCAAGGCGCUGCCGCUGCAGUCGGUGUACCCCGGGCCGGGCGCAGGCUCCUCGGGCAGCUACUUCCCGCGGACAGGAUUUUCAGUGCCCGCGGCGCCAAGCGCCCCCUACGGGCUGCUCUCUGGGUACCCCACGCUGUACCCGGUGCCGCAGUAUCAAGGGCAUUUCCAGCUCUACCGCGGGCUCACGGCGCCCGCGCCGGGCCCCGCCGCGCCCCCCCACUUCCUCAGUUGUCUGGGACCUGGGACGGCUGGCGCGGGGCUAGGGGGCACCGCAGCCGACACAGGAGGAAUCGGAGAGACCGCGCCAUGCAAGCGCAGCCGGCGCUCGUGGGCGCGCAAGAGACAGGCGGCGCACACGUGCGCGCACCCAGGCUGCGGCAAGAGCUACACCAAGAGCUCCCACCUGAAGGCGCAUCUUCGCACGCACACGGGAGAGAAGCCAUACGCCUGCACGUGGGACGGCUGCGGCUGGAGGUUCGCGCGCUCUGACGAGCUGACCCGCCACUACCGGAAGCACACGGGACAGCGCCCUUUCCGCUGCCAGCUCUGCCCCCGAGCAUUUUCGCGCUCCGACCACCUUGCACUGCACAUGAAGCGCCACCUUUGAGCCCCUCCCGGCACCUGGACCCGCCCGGGGCCUGGGGCUGGAACAAGAGCAAGUGGAUCCACGCGGGGUGGUUUUCCUCCGGACGGACCCGUGCCUGGACU